AUUGUGAAAAUCCAUCUGUAGGGAAACCCUAAUUUCGUCAUUCAGUUUCAUUUCAGCCUCGCAUUACCUAUCUCUCUCUAUUUCUCUCUCUAUAUUCAGUCCCCAAUCUCACUUUCUCUCUCUAAAAUUCGCAGAAUUCUUCACAGCGACAACGAUUUCUCGAUCGAUCCGUCCCCUCCUUCUUGCGUUAACAGAUUUUCGAAUUAGAAGCAGCAGCAAUGUCUCCAGCAUCUAGGUCCAAAUCAAAGGACAAAAAAGGUGGCAAGGAACCACCCAAAGCUGCUUCAAAACCUUCAAGUGUAAAUGCAGGUGCUACUACACCGACUAGUGGAUACAAUCCUCUUUUAGGAACAUUCCAUACACUUGAGACAGCUCCUGUGACUUCAAAUGCUGCUCUUCAUGUGAACGGUCGUUUCAGGAAUAUUGACGAGACAGAUGACCACAGUGGGCACUCACUUGGACCUAGCAUUGAGUAUGAUUCUGUUUCCAAUAAUGGUAGCUGGUCUGGUGAGUCAGAGGACCAUAAAGAGAAAAUGGCCAAUCCUCCUCCCCGGGCAGAGACGGUACCUGGCUCUGAUAAUGACAAACGGGAAAAAAUCCGUCAGAAAAAUGAGAAGAAGCAUCAACGUCAAAAGGAGAGACGAGCUCAAGAAUUGCAUGAAAAGUGCAAUGGCUAUCUCAUGUCGAGAAAGCUGGAAGCACUUGCCCAGCAGCUUGUGGCUAUGGGAUUCUCUUCAGAAAGAGCUACCAUGGCUCUUAUCUUAAAUGAAGGCAGAGUAGAAGAAUCAGUUUCAUGGUUAUUUGAAGGUGGUGAAGAAGCAGAUAAACAUAAGGAACAUAAACUUGAUGGUGGGGGUAAUUUGAAAAUUGACAUUUCAGAAGAGCUUGCUCGCAUUACAGACAUGGAAAAUAAGUAUAAGUGCUCCAAGCAGGAGGUUGAAAGAGCCUUAGUUGCCUGCGAGGGUGAUCUUCAGAAGGCUGAGGAGACUUUGAGGUCACAAAAGCAGGAACCUCAUUCUGCGCCAUCCAAGCCUGAAGAAAGUGGUGAUCCUCCUACCGUGGGCUAUGGUAAGCUUCCAAAUACCACCAGCCAGAACUUACUAAGAGCACCUGUAAAAGCUUCACCCAACAUAAUAUUGCCUAAAAGGGAUGAUAGGGACUUCAAUUAUACUAAAGUGGCAGCCACAUCAGGAUCUUCUGUGGAUAAUGGAAGCAAAAGUGUGCAAUCAUUGAAACGGGUUCUGCCAAAAUUGGAGUGGGCCAAGCCACCACAAGUGGCAGUGCCGGCUGACAAAAGGUGGCUAAAUGCAGGAUCAAAUCCUUCUAUUUCCUAUUCUUUGGCAUCUCCUUUGCAGGCAUUACCCCAAUCUUCCAAGUCGGAAGCUCGUUAUGUUGCUGUAGGAAAUGAAUUGAAGAAUCUUCAGCUAGGAACAGUGAGAGAACCAGUUAUAGUUAUGCAACGACCCAAUCAAUCAAUUAAUCCUAAGCAGACUCCCACCUCAACUGUUAGCUCUUCUCCGCCAGGAACUACAGCAGGGUGGUUUCCUAACAAUGCUGUUGAGACAGUGAAACCCAAUGGACUGAUGCCACAUAUUCCUGGCACAAGAAGCCUGAGCCCAAAUGGUGUCAGCACAAACCAGUUGUACAACCAACUUCAGUAUCAACAACACCAGCAGCCUCAACAAUUUGUUUCUAGCAACGGCUCACUUGAUACGCCAGGAACAAGCCGGGGUAAUAGUUUGUGGAGUAGAACAGGUUCUUUGCAGACACAAACCCUUUCUGCAGCUUCCUCACUUGGUCUCUUCUCUGGGUUGGGCACCAAUGGUGUGUCUGGGUCAUCAUCUCCAGUUGAUUGGAACAGUGGUGGUGGCUCAAUGGAGCAGCUAGAUUAUGCUAACAUAGACUGGAGUUUAGAUCGUGGGUCUUCAUUAUCAAGAACAGGUGGCAUGUGGCCAGGAAUGAACCCUUUAAUGCAAAACAAUGCACGUACAUAUGAUUCAUUUAACCCUGGACUCAGUGUUACAUCUGCCAUGAGACCUGCUCUGUCCAAUGGUGGUGGUGUCUUGAUACCUGGGCUGCAAGAAAGAGCUGCAACAGCGGAAACAUCUACUGGUGGUUCUCGUGAGUGGACUUCUCCUUUUGAAGAGAAAGAUCUUUUUAGCUUACCAAGACAAUUCGUUUCUUCUCCCUCCCUGUAGGCUUUAUAGGAGAGGAUUUGAAAUGAAAUAAAGGAGGAAAAAAAAUGGAAGAGACCAGUAAAUGUGCUUGAAUUUGAUGUUGGUUCUUAUAUGAUGCUAUUUCCCUGUU
Solanum dulcamara is the source of this 2307-nucleotide messenger RNA. RefSeq lists its product as uncharacterized. The transcript is spliced from 2 exons. Lineage: Eukaryota; Viridiplantae; Streptophyta; Magnoliopsida; Solanales; Solanaceae. Gene Ontology annotation, molecular function: protein binding. The record is from RefSeq and is a predicted model, not a curated record. The coding region runs from base 219 to 2198 and encodes 659 amino acids.